AUGUACACCACCGGCCUGGCCCCGUUCUAUGCCGCCUCUCACUUCAAUCUGUGGUCUGCCUAUUGCUCGGGGGGCUUCCCUCCUCCGGACCCCGCUAAGAAACCUUCCUUCUGCAUCGCUGACAUCCUCCAUGUGGGGGGGGACCCUGACAGCCCCCCGGGAUCCUCCCACAUGGGGGUCCUACACCCGGCUCACUACCAGACAACGGGGGGCUCCCCCCUCAGACCCACCCCGGUCACCCCAGACUCUGGAUUCAGGAUCUCCCCUCUGUCCCCCUACCAACCACCCCACCACCACCACCGUGGGGGCCCCAACCCCAGGGGGCCCCAUGGGAGCACCCAGCCCACCCCCUCCAGCAAGGACCUCAAGUUCGGGAUUGAUCGGAUCUUGUCCACAGAGUUUGACCCCAAAGUGAAGGAAGGCAACACCCUGAGAGAUCUGACCUCAUUGAUCAGCUCAGGCCGCCAGUCAGGAGUCCACACUGCCCCCCACAUGCAGUCUACAGCCAGCCAAUUCUUCGCCUCUCUAGAGCCCCUCAGUGAUACCCCGACUAUCCUGGGGCAACUAAACAGCAACCAGAGGAGCUCAGUGCAGCAGCAGUUCCAGGACACCUUCCCAGGCCCAUAUGCAGUCCUCACCAAGGAUACAAUGCCUCAGACGUACAAGAGGAAGAGGUCAUGGUCCAGGGCUGUCUUCUCCAAUCUCCAAAGGAAGGGGCUAGAGAAAAGAUUUGAAGUGCAAAAAUAUGUCACCAAGCCAGACAGAAAGCAGUUGGCGGCCAUGCUGGGGCUCACCGAUGCCCAGGUCAAAGUAUGGUUCCAGAACAGGCGCAUGAAGUGGAGACACUCCAAAGAGGCACAAGCACAAAAGGACAAAGAGAAAGAAGAGUCAGAAAAGACUGAGGUCCCAUGCUCCGUGGAGGGAGACAUGGACAGAAGCAGCAGCCCAUACAGGACAGACGGGGACAGUGAGAGCAGUGACUCUGAAUUGCUGGACUUGAUGACCAGUGACAGCGAACGGACUGAGGUCACCUCUGAGCCCCAACAAACCAGCGUUAUUAAAUUGUCCCCCGCCACCGACCUCUCCACGCCGCAAGUCCCCCCUUGUUCAGAGCCCCCCAGACCACAGAGCCCCCCUCUGCAAUAA
Molecule: messenger RNA, 1146 nt
Organism: Staurois parvus
Lineage: Eukaryota; Metazoa; Chordata; Amphibia; Anura; Ranidae
Source: the annotation of a GenBank genome assembly